UGGUCUUCUUGCUUCCAACUCGCCGAGAUGAAGAGCGUCUUCCCCCUCGCCGUGUGCCUCCUCUUCGGCGCCAGUAAUGCCCAUCACUACCAGUAUCCUCGGCAAACCCUCGGGUAUGCGUGGCAGGGACAUAGUUACUUCUUCCCUCCUGGGGUCUCAGCAGGGCCUAUGGGAUGCGCCAGCAUGGGCCAAGGAUGCGUGCAAAGCAUCAUCGACAGCAUGAACUGCCAUCACGGAACAUAUGAGGAUGUGUGCAACAUGUGCCAGUGUGCCAGGGGACCGAACGAGGGCUUUUCUACCUUCAGUAAUAUACAAGAGCUCGGGUAUCAAGUGCAAAGACCUGGGCCCACGCACCCUCUGAUGGCCGCGAGACCCUUUCCGUUUGGAGUCUUAGUAGGGUCUCAGCGAUGUGGCAGCAGGAUCGGCCAAGGAUGCGCGCAGAGCAUCGUCGACAACAUGAACUGCCCACACGAAACAUAUGUGGAUAAGUGCAACAUGUGCCAGUGUGCUAAGGGACCGAACGAAACCUGCGGUGGAGCUUGGGGCGAGCACGGCAGGUGCAUCGCAAAUCUCCACUGCUUCAACAAGAACGAGCCUCAUUCUGCUGGCAAAUGCAUGUCCCACAUCGGUGUCUAAACGCAGGUCUGUUGCAGAAGUUGGAUCCAUUUCUCUGAUCACGGCGACGCAUGUCCUUUGGAAUUUGCAGAUAAUGCCAAAAUCAUUUUCCCCAUUUUAUCUUAUACCAUGGAGAAAUAAGAUUAAAGAUUUGAAAGUACA
Messenger RNA from Penaeus chinensis, 777 nucleotides. RefSeq lists its product as uncharacterized. The transcript has 4 exons. The record is from RefSeq and is a predicted model, not a curated record. Bases 28 to 636 code for a protein of 202 amino acids. Lineage: Eukaryota; Metazoa; Arthropoda; Malacostraca; Decapoda; Penaeidae.